Messenger RNA from Acanthoscelides obtectus, 780 nucleotides. NCBI's taxonomy places the organism in Eukaryota, Metazoa, Arthropoda, Insecta, Coleoptera, Chrysomelidae. The record is from the annotation of a GenBank genome assembly.
AUGGAAAUAGAAAAACCUGGAAACGUUGAAGCUUUACUAUCGCUAGCCUUGACAGUCUCAGAUCUAUCGUCUCCGCUUUUGUUUGUCAACUUGGACAAAGGCUCUUCAUCUGAAUCUAUGAAACAUUUUUCCGUCUUUGUCAUAGAUUUGGUCUUCGAGAAUUUCUUGUUCUUCACUUUGUUCAUGAUCACUUUGAGAUUCAUGUCUGACGUAGUAGACUGGUCUGAAUCGCUAAGAUCAGUCGGUGGUUUCUUAGCAGCCUCAGAUGAUCUGGUGUUGACUUCUCUUUUAACUUCAUUUGCUUUAGAAAUAUCUGUUUUUGUUUCAUUGGACUUAUUCACCUCAGUUUCAGAACCUGCUGUUUGGCUGACUCCUUUUUUCAUUUCUGAUGUAGCAACUACUGGCUUUACAGUAUCUUUUUUGUCAGAUGGUUUAUUUACCGCCUUCUUGGGCACUGGAUCAGCUCUCUUGCGAACUCCAAAAGCAAUAAAAGGCUUUUCUGAAGUGGAGCAUUUUGCAAUAUCAAUAGGACCAUUUUUGGGGCCCUCACUUUUAAUUUCGUGUACUUGGCCAUUUGUAUCAACUAUAGAGGCUGUAUUGAAAAAAUUCAAGCCUGGCGUCUUCAUGGCCAGAGCUCACACGGAAAGGGGGCGUAGAAUAGAUAGCUGGUGGGCGUGGCUUAGGAGCAUGGGAACAGCCUCAGGUAUUAGCCACCCCCACCUCAACCUGACAAAUCGCAACGUCACUGUCACAUUUGUUUUGAGUUUUGACAUUUGCUAA